Messenger RNA from Durusdinium trenchii, 1529 nucleotides. The record is from the annotation of a GenBank genome assembly. NCBI's taxonomy places the organism in Eukaryota, Dinophyceae, Suessiales, Symbiodiniaceae.
CUUUAACGAACUUCGCAAAGAGCACAGUGCAUCAAUGCUUGCAGGGUGUAUGUUCCAGAACCAGGAACGCUUGGUUACCUAAAUGGACAAGUUUUGGAGUCGUGAAGAAACUUACUCCACUCUGUCUCCCAAGAGCAGCUACCGUGGGAAAAGCGGUGAGACAAGUUGCGACAACCUGGGGCUCUGGUUCUUUGGGUUCGUGCUUGGUGGAGCUCUCCUUAUUUGUAUCGUCUGUGCGCCUCGAGCAAAUGGAGUGACUGCUCUUACGAAGGGAUAUGCGAUCACACACUCCUUUGUAGGUGAUGACUUCUUCUCGCACUGGUCAUUUUACGAGGGACAGGAUCCAACCCACGGAACGGUGCAGUUCACCUCUUUUGAGGAGGCAAGCAGCGAAGGCUUGAUCUCUGCCUCCUUUGAUCGAAUCUAUAUGGGUGUAGAUGCGACGAAGGUCUUGAGUGGUUGGGAGGGGCGCAAAGCAGUUCGGCUUGAGUCGAACGAGUGGUUCCGGGACGGGCUCUUCGUGCUUGACCUCGACCAUGCACCCGUGGCCUGUGGCGCUUGGCCAGCGUUUUGGAUGUAUGGGGAGGACUCUCAGCAUGCUUGGCCCCGAUGGGGAGAGUAUGACAUCCUAGAAGCCGUUCACAACCAGAGCUUCGCCACGACUACGCUACACACCCGAGACCAUUGUGAUCAGAGCAGUGUGAACAAAGACACAGACUUUUCUGGUGGGCAAUGGUCCGCAAACCAGCAGGGCGGGCCCGCCAAGAAUUGCUUUGUGCAGGCUCCUAACGAGUUCACGAACCAGGGAUGUGGCCAGAAGCAGCCGUCUGGCUCCUGGGGCAAGGCAUUAAAUCAGGCUGGAGGUGGAACAUGGGCCGCUGAAUGGGAUCCUGACAAACGAGUCAUUCGCACAUGGUUCUUUCGAAGGGGCCAGGAGCCAGCUGACCUCAUGCGAAAGCAGCCAGUGCCUGACAACUGGGGGUUGCCGACUUCGUUCUUCACCUUGCACUCCCAGUUCUGUAGCCCGGGGCACUUCAAGCGAAUGCGACUUGUAUUCGACACAACCUUCUGUGGUGACUAUGGUGACCCAACCUUUUCCAGCAACUGCCCCAAUGCAGGCAUGUCAUGCCACGACUUUGUCCAGAAGAAUCCCAACGUUUUUGCGGAAGCAUUCUGGUCCAUCCGGGUCCUUGAUAUCUACAGACGACCGAGCGAGUCGCCUGGAGUUCUUUCGGCUCCUGAAGGAAAACAAUAUGAACAGUUGAAGCAAUCAGGAUCAGGAGGAGGAGGCGGAAGUGGAUGGAUCUUUGCCGCUCGAAAGCAAAUCAGGCUCUCAUGUUUUGGGCUCUCGCAUCUUCACAUGAAGGGCUGUGUUGUAGACGUUAUCCGCCCAAACUAGAGCACACCUCCGAUUGGUUGAAGCUGUAGCUUGGCUUUGAAAGCAUUAGAAACAGGUUUUUGAAGUGUUGGUGAGCUUUGCGUGCAGUGCGCAGCAAGCCACAACAAAAACUCAACAUACCCGUAGCCGC